GGACCUCUCCCUUGGGUUCCGCUGGUGUCCCCGUUACCCGCCGCCGCCGCCGGGGCCCAGCCCCAAGUGGAGGGCUCGCGGAUUAGCCGCCUGCCCGCCGGGGAAAUGUGAUAAGAGCUGAACAGAAGGAAAUUUCUGAUGCAACUCUCCACCUCUGCCGAUCGCCUCUCCAACGCCUGCCUGGCGACAGCCCAGGAGCAUGUGCGUUAUGGAAAUGAGGGUAGUCUCCACUUUUUAUUGUGUUCGUCUUUUUUGGGGAUUGGAAGAAAUGCCAACUUUGUGUCGUUUGCUUUGAAGAAACAGUGGGUCAAGUAGGAGAGCCACAGGUGACUUCGCCGGGGCCUGGAUCUUUCUGACGCGUUGGAGAGCAGGCUUUCUUGCAGACACUGUACCCAGCUUCAUGCAAGAGAUGCGAAGAAAAAGCCCAAACAACUAGUGCUUCGUUGGCGGCGGGCACCAUGCUGAGCCCCAGGAGGGGGCCGCGGGGACACGCAGCCCUGUGACCCAGACCGGCCGCUGCAUCUCGCCUGGAUCCUCUCUGUCCAGCCCGGCGGCCGCCAGACACCCAGGGCCCCAGCCACAGCCCUAACAGGUGCCGAGGCCCAGUCGAUGUGAUUGGCGGAAGGCCACCCGGGACCCAUGGCUUUAGCGGGCGGCCCGGAUUCCUUUUUGCACCAUCCGUACUACCAGGACCAGGUGGAGCAGACAUCCCCUCACCAUCCUCGAGAUCUGGCAGGACCUGGCUUCCCAGCGCAGCCCGACCGGCUCGCCCCUCACCAAGAGGAUGACGUGGACCUGGAGGCCCUGGUGAACGACAUGGACGCGUCCUUGGAGAGCCUGUGCUCGGCCUCGGAGACGGCACCCCUGCUGCACAACGGCCAGCAUGCCCGCGGCCCGCCGCCCCCGGGAGCAAGGCCCCUGCGGCCACAGGCGUCGCCGAGGCACCGGGUGCCGCGUUCCCAGCCCCUGCACAUUCUUGCCGCCAGGCGCCUGCAGGAGGAGGACCAGCAGUUUAGGACCUCGUCGCUGCCUGCCAUCCCCAACCCCUUCCCCGAGCUCUGUGGCCCCGGGAGCCCCCCUGUGCUCUCGCCCGGCUCCUUACCUCCAGGCCAGGCCGCUGCCAAGCAGGAUGUUAAAAUCUUUAGUGAAGAUGGGACGUGCAAAGUGGUGGAGAUUCUGGCGGACAUGACAGCCAGGGACCUGUGCCAGUUGCUGGUUUAUAGAAGUCAUUGUGUGGAUGACAACAGCUGGACGCUGGUGGAGCACCACCCGCAUCUGGGAUUAGAAAGGGGCCUGGAAGACCACGAGCGGGUGAUCCAGGUGCAGCACACGCUGGCGAACGAAAGCAAAUUUUUAUUCCGGAAGAAUUACGCGAAAUAUGAGUUUUUCAAAAAUCCCACGAAUUUCUUCCCCGAACAGAUGGUUACCUGGUGCCAGCAGUCCAACGGCAGUCAGACCCAGCUUUUGCAGAAUUUUCUGAACUCCAGUAGUUGUCCUGAGAUUCAAGGGUUUUUGCACGUGAAGGAGCUGGGAAGGAAAUCGUGGAAGAAGCUGUACGUGUGUUUGCGGAGAUCAGGCCUCUACUGCUCCACGAAGGGCGCUUCCAAGGAGCCCAGACACUUGCAGCUGCUGGCCGACCUGGAGGACAGCAGCAUCUUCUCCCUGAUCGCCGGCAGGAAGCAGUACGGCGCCCCCACGGACUACGGCUUCUGCAUCAAGCCCAACAGGGUCAGGACCGAGGCCAAAGAGCUGCGCUUGCUCUGCGCCGAGGACGAGCAGAGCCGAACGUGCUGGAUGACGGCCUUCAGGCUCCUCAAGUACGGAAUGCUCCUCUACCAGAACUACAGGGUCCCGCAGCAGAGGAAGGCCGUGCUGUCCCCCUUCUCAGCUCCCGUGCGCAGCGUCUCUGAGAACUCCCUCGUGGCAAUGGAUUUUUCUGGGCAAACGGGAAGAGUCAUCGAGAACCCGGCCGAGGCCCAGAGUGCAGCGCUGGAAGAAGGCCACGCCUGGAGGAAGCGAAGCACACGGAUGAAUAUCCUAGGUAGCCAAAGCCCCCUCCACCCUUCUACCCUAAGUACAGUGAUUCACAGGACGCAGCACUGGUUCCACGGCAGGAUCUCCCGGGAGGAGUCGCACCGCAUCAUCAAGCAGCAAGGACUGGUGGAUGGGCUUUUUCUCCUCCGUGACAGCCAGAGUAAUCCAAAGGCAUUUGUCCUCACACUGUGUCAUCAUCAGAAAAUCAAAAACUUCCAGAUCUUACCUUGCGAGGAUGACGGGCAGACCUUCUUCAGCCUCGACGAUGGGAACACCAAAUUCUCCGACUUGAUCCAGCUCGUUGACUUCUACCAGCUGAACAAAGGAGUCCUGCCUUGCAAACUCAAGCACCACUGCAUCCGAGUGGCCUUAUGACCUCAGACCCGCCCUUGGCUGCAGACUGGAGGGGCCGACACUGGAACCAGGAGGUCCGUGCAUCGUUCAGAACGCGCGCUGUCUCUACCUGGGGACUCAGAGCAAGAGCUGUUCGUUCUGCGCCGACCGACCGAGGUUGGCUGGUUUGUUGGACUCGAGGCUGAUCUGCUGCUGCAGAUCCAGCAGGGCCGCCGCGCUCGCGCCGCCUCUUCCACGAGGGUGCGGGGGAGCAAAUUCGAGAAUAAGCUGGGGUGACGGUCUUGGCCGGGCCGCGGCAGCGCCAGAGGCGGAGAGGAGUGGUUGGAAGUGAACUCUUGCCCUGGAAUAACCUUGACAAUUAAAACCGCUAUGUUUAC
Phacochoerus africanus (Common warthog) is the source of this 2765-nucleotide messenger RNA. It is a transcript of the gene GRB10, whose product is annotated as growth factor receptor bound protein 10. The record is from RefSeq and is a predicted model, not a curated record. Gene Ontology annotation, biological process: insulin receptor signaling pathway; negative regulation of insulin receptor signaling pathway; negative regulation of Wnt signaling pathway. Gene Ontology annotation, molecular function: insulin receptor binding. The coding region runs from base 640 to 2409 and encodes 589 amino acids. NCBI's taxonomy places the organism in Eukaryota, Metazoa, Chordata, Mammalia, Artiodactyla, Suidae. The transcript has 18 exons.